AUGAGGUUAUACACUUAUACUUGUAAUAUGUUGUUACGGGUUUUUUCAAGUAAUUGGAGAAUUAUAAUUCGUAAUAUAAAUAAUUAAAAAAAAUUAUUGUGUGUAAAAGUGAUUACUAUGACUUACCAAUUACUCUAAUCUGUUUCUAUUUCUAAAUACAUACUACGAUAUAACCGGUACACAGCACGUGCAAUGUGAAAGUGUUGAACCUAACCUCAUAAAAUAAUGAACAAUUUAUUAUCUUCGUCGAUAAAAUGUAUAAGACAGAAAUUAAAUGCUGGCAAUGUACGACCAUCAGAAAUUUGCAAAGCUUCUAUCGAUCUUAUAUCAAUAAUUAAACCACUCAAUGCUUAUAUCACCGUAACCAAAAACUUAGCAAAGGAACAAUCUCAAGAUGCAGAUACUAGACAACAAGAAAAUGAUAUUUUAGGUGAUCUUGAUGGUGUUCCUAUUGCAAUUAAAGAUAAUUAUUGUACCAAAGCAGUGCCAACGACUUGUGCAUCUUUUAUGUUAAAAAAUUUUGUUCCUGAGUAUAAUGCUACCGUUUAUCAGUCUCUCAGAAAUGUGGGCGCAGUCCUAGUUGGCAAAACUAAUCUGGAUCAAUUUGCUAUGGGCUCAGGAACUAUUGAUUCAUAUUAUGGACCAACGAUAAAUCUAUGGGGUUCUGAAAUAUUAUCUAAACAUUACUUAUAUGAGGAUGGUACAGAGAUAAAAAAACAAGUUUGUACUAACAACGACCAGUGGCAUAUAGCAGGUGGUAGUAGUGGUGGCUCCGCAGUAGCAGUAGCUACUCACAGUUGUUAUGCAGCAAUAGGAUCUGACACUGGCGGCUCUACUCGUAAUCCUGCUUCUUACUGCGGUCUUAUUGGAUUAAAACCAACUUACGGAUUAGUUUCAAGAAAUGGUCUCAUACCUUUGGUAAAUUCAAUGGAUGUACCUGGUAUUCUUACCAGGUAUGUGGAAGAUGCUGUUUUGGUUUUAAAUAAUAUAGCAGGAUAUGAUGAGGCAGAUUCUACUACUAUAAAAAAAGAUUACGAGCCUUUCUCGAUACCGGAUAAAAUUGAUAUUAGUAAUUUACGUGUUGGUAUACCAAAAGAAUAUAAAAUUGAUGGCAUAAGUAUAGAAAUACAGAAAUGUUGGGAUGAAAUCGCUUCUCUAAUAGAAGAGGCAGGUGGUAAAGUCAUUCCAGUUUCUCUGCCACAUACAGAUUAUUCUAUAGUAUGUUAUUCAGUAUUAAAUUGUUGUAAUGUGGCAAGUAAUAUGGCACGUUAUGAUGGUACUCGAUAUGGUUAUCGCGCUGAUGAAAAUGAUUCGGUAACUGAAUUAUACACUAAAUCAAGAUCUGCAGGUUUUAACGAUGUUGUUAAAAGUCGUAUAUUCACCGGGAACUUUUUUUUGUUAGAAGAAAAUUAUGAACAGUAUUAUGUAAAAGCAAUGAAAUUACGUAGAUUAAUUUCUCAAGAUUUUGAUAACGUAUGGGACAAUAAUAUUGAUUUGUUACUUACACCUACUACCCUAACGGAUGCUCCUAUUUAUGAUGAAUUUAUAUUACUCGAUAAUCAGACACAGUGCUUAAUUCAGGAUUAUUGUACGCAACCAGCAAAUAUGGCAGGAAUUCCAGCAGUUAAUGUACCUAUUAAAUUAUCUAAAAAGGGAUUGCCAUUGUCAUUGCAAUUAAUGGCACCACCUUUGCAUGAAAAACGUCUACUUACUGUUGCUAAGUGGAUUGAAGACUGUGUACAAUUUCCAAGGAUACAAUUGAAAUAAGUUAACGUGACAAAA
This is a messenger RNA of Polistes canadensis, 1782 nucleotides long. It is a transcript of the gene GatA, whose product is annotated as glutamyl-tRNA(Gln) amidotransferase subunit A, mitochondrial. NCBI's taxonomy places the organism in Eukaryota, Metazoa, Arthropoda, Insecta, Hymenoptera, Vespidae. Gene Ontology annotation, biological process: mitochondrial translation; glutaminyl-tRNAGln biosynthesis via transamidation. The record is from RefSeq and is a predicted model, not a curated record. Bases 226 to 1767 code for a protein of 513 amino acids. Gene Ontology annotation, cellular component: glutamyl-tRNA(Gln) amidotransferase complex; mitochondrion. Gene Ontology annotation, molecular function: glutaminyl-tRNA synthase (glutamine-hydrolyzing) activity. The transcript is spliced from 2 exons.